ACAAAAAUAUCUUUUGGAUCCAAAGUAUAUGACAAAGCGAGACAUGCAACACUAUUAUCGCUACUACCACAGCGCAGCAAAAGGUCAGCGAAAAUGCAGAAAAGUUAUUUUCCUCGUGUUUUGUGUUUGUUCGGUCGCUUACUUGUUCGUUGACUAUAAUCUGCGUUCAAAAAUCAUUCAGUUUCGUGAUCGCUUCGAGUUUUUAGCUCGUGUUGACGCCGACUAUAAUGUUACACAAGCAUACUUUGUGAAUACGCCAGGUUGUCAUAUGCCAUAUUUCGACGUCACCAAUUAUCGAAUUCUUCAAUACAUGGGUGCGCCGCCCAAUCUGACCUGUGAGAGAGCACUUACUAGCACAAGCGAAAUCGGUUCUCGUUUGUGGUGGACAAUGACGGAUGAGGAGUUGAUGCACCGUUACAAGAUAAACGAUACCAAAAGGAUCAAGUGUCAUUAUGCUUCACUCAAACGCAAUCAUUCAUUAACAAACAGUACUUUCGAAGGAGCAGUUCCAUUUAAAUUGGCUUACAAUCAAUCAAUCCAAAUUUCUCCUCAGACUGAAUGGAUAAGAGUUCGUUGUUCGCAUAGCAAAACGAAAAAAAUCUUUUACGAAGAUUACCAUUUUUUUGCUUUAGAUAAAAGAAAGCCCACGGAGAGCAUACAAGCCAGAAGGUCAGAAAAAAUUUCCGAAAAUAAACGGCUUCGAAACGUAAGAAAUGAAGAAAAAUUAAAUGUUAUCUCAAAUGCUAAUACAGGCGGCAGUUAUGAACCUAGUGAAGAACAUACACAAAAACUGUCGGUAAUGCUUCUUGGUAUCGGUAGUGUAUCACAUUUAAAUUUUUUGCGGCACAUGAAACGCACCGCUGCUUAUAUUCGCAAACGUCUUGAUUUUGUCGAGUUCUGGGGUUUUAAUAAAUUAGGUGACAAUGCCUACACUAAUCUAAUUCCACUUCUUACUGGCCUGGCGGCAGAUGAACUGAAAUUAUCUUGCAUGCGGCCGAGGGAAUUACUACAAUAUGUAGAUGAUUGUCCAUUUAUUUGGAAACGAUUUAAGGGAACCGGAUAUAUGACGGCUUUCCUUGAGGAUGUGGCCAAAACUAGUUUAUUUAGCGCGGACACAAUCUUCAAACAUAAUCCAACCGAUUAUUAUAUGCGACCUAUUGUUAUGGAAAUGGAGAACAACAUUGGCUACUAUUACUCAGUAAAUGUUGAUUUAUGUAUGGGAGGACGUCGCACCGUUGAUUUAGUACUUGAAAUGAUCCAUAAACUAAUACCCUAUCUUCAAACGGACGACUUCUUUUCUCUGUUUUGGUUAGUAUCUAUGACUCAUGAUUUCAUAUAUAUGCCAAAACUUCUUGACAACGAUUUUGUUAGCUUGUUCGAGCGUUUUGAAGCCUCUGGUAUUCUGAAUAAAACAAUCAUUCUCUUAUUGAGUGACCAGGGUAUGCGCUGGGGCUCGUUUCGUCGAACUUACCAAGGCAUGAUGGAAGAACGCCAACCCUUGCUCGUUGCCAUUUAUCCAUCUUGGUUUAAACAAAAAUACCCCGAAGCCGUUGCCAAUUUGGAAAUCAACUCGAAGCGAUUAACGACCGCCUAUGACGUAUAUGCCACUAUAUUGGAUCUUCUGAAUUUAAACAAUUUACGAUCACCGGAAUUAAAGUCCCGCGCUAAAGAGCUGCGUGAUGCUGAUAUAAUGCCUCGAGGUAUAAGUCUAUUUCUUCCUGUGCCGGAGACGCGCACUUGUGAAAACGCUGGCAUUGCAUCCCACUGGUGCGCUUGCCAUCAACGCACUGAAAUGCCAACCAACGAUGGUCGCGUACAGGCUGCAGCACGUUACGU
Messenger RNA from Rhagoletis pomonella (apple maggot), 1836 nucleotides. RefSeq lists its product as uncharacterized. NCBI's taxonomy places the organism in Eukaryota, Metazoa, Arthropoda, Insecta, Diptera, Tephritidae. The record is from RefSeq and is a predicted model, not a curated record.